GGAGAGGCAGAAGAGACGGUCACAGAGGGAAACUGAUCCUGACGCUCUCCUCUCUUUCUCCUCUCUGGUUUACAGCUCAGUGGGCAGAGGACACUGACCUGCCUGUCCUGUGGGAGGGCCAGAGUUACACUGACUAGGCCUACCCCUGGGGUCCUGGAGAGCGCUGUCUCUGCUUAUGUCCGGCUCUCUCUCUCUCUCUCUCUCUCUCUCUCUCUGUCUCUCUUUUAUUCUCUACUCUCUCUUCUCUCUCUCUGUCUCUCUCUCUUCUCUCUCUUUGCCUGUAUUUCCAGUGAGUGCUCUCUCCUACUGUAGGUGGAGCCCUCUGUCCUGGAAUUGUGGGGCAGCUCUUCCUGUUGUGCUGGCUACUUGCUACCUCUUGCUCUCUGUCUCUGGUUCCUGGUUAAUGACAGCCCUGCUCCGACACAGCAGGAUUACUGCCUUAUGAAGACUGGUGUUAUCUGGAUUCUCCACAGUCUGUUACUGCACACCGCCACCGCCUCGUUUCCUUUGUUGUCGUUAUAAUAUGCUUUCAUGAUUUGGGUCAGAAGUUCACCCUCAACCGAAAUGUCUCUGCAGUACAAAGCGGGGCGAAAUCCAUCGAUAGCUGAUCAGCUUCCCUGGAUUUCGCUGACGACAUCGCUUUGUUGUGUGUGAAGAUGGAAACACUGGAGUCGGAGCUGACCUGCCCAAUCUGUCUGGAGCUCUUCGAGGACCCCUUGCUCUUGCCCUGCGCUCACAGCCUGUGCUUCAACUGUGCCCACCGUAUCCUGAUCUCCCAGUGCAGCCCCAACGAGCCUGUGCAGUCCACCGGCGCCUUCCAGUGCCCAACCUGUCGCUAUGUCAUCACCCUCACCCAGAGGGGCCUAGAAGGACUGAAGCGUAACGUCACUUUGCAGAACAUCAUCGACCGAUUCCAGAAGGCUUCCGUAAGCGGGCCCAACUCUCCAAGCGAGACUCGCCGUGAGCGGGCCGCCCCGGACGGCACGGCCAUGACCUCCCCCAGCGAGACGGUGCAGUGCCAGUUCUGUGAGCAGGACCCUCCCCAGGAUGCCGUCAAGACCUGCGUCACCUGCGAGGUGUCCUACUGCGACGAGUGCUUGAAAGCCACCCACCCCAAUAAGAAGCCCUUCACCAGCCACCGUCUGAUCGAGCCCAUGCCGGACUGCCACCUCAGGGGACUCAUGUGUCUGGAGCACGAGGAAGAGAAGGUGAACAUGUACUGUGUCACAGAUGAACAGUUGAUCUGUGCCUUGUGCAAACUGAUCGGUCGGCAUCGGGAUCACCAAGUAGCUGCCCUCAGUGACCGCUAUGAGAAACUCAAGAGAACUCCAGGCCGCUAUCUCAGUGAGAGGAGUGAACAGGAGGAAGCAGACCAGGAGAUCUCUACGCAAGCCUUGGACUCUAACCUCAGCAAUCUGAUUAAGAGGAACAAUGAGUUGGAAACUCUGAUGGGCAAGUUGAUCCAGACCUGCCAACAUGUGGAGGGUAAUGCAUCAAGACAAGAGAACAAGCUCCUUGAAGAGUGUGACCUCCUGAUGGACAUCAUACAGAAGAGAAGACAGAUCAUAGCCACCAAGAUAAACGAGGGCAAGGCUAUGCGGCUGCGAAAGCUAGCCCAGCAGAUCACCAGCUGCAAGCAGAUCAUUGAGAGAUCCUCAUCCCUCAUCACACAGGCUGAUCACACCCUCAAGGAGACAGACCACGCCCGCUUCCUGCAGACAGCCAAAAGCAUCAGCGAGAGAGUGUCCAUGGCAACAGCAUCCUCUCAGAUCCUGAUACCAGAGAUAAACCUGAAUGACUCCUUUGAUACGUUUGCGUUGGACUUCACAAGGGAAAAGAAGAUGCUGGAAAGCUUGGAUUACCUCACAGCACCAAAUCCCCCAAUAAUCCGGGAGGAAUUAUGUACGUCGUCGUACGACACCAUCACCGUUCACUGGACGUCAGAUGACGAGUUCUGUGUUGUCUCCUAUGAACUUCAGUAUGCCAUCUUCACUGGACAAGCCAAUGUUGUCAGUUUGUGUAACUCGGCUGAUAGCUGGAUGAUUGUGCCCAACAUCAAGCAGAACCACUACACAGUGCAUGGACUCCAGUGUGGCACCAAGUACAUCUUUAUGGUCAAAGCUAUCAACCAGGCAGGGAGUCGCAGCAGUGUGCCUGGGAAGCUCAAGACCAACAGUCAGCCAUUCAAGUUGGACCCAAAGUCUGCUCACAAGAAGCUGAAGGUCUCCCAUGACAACCUGACGGUGGAGCGAGACGAGACGUCGUCCAAGAAGAGCCACACUCAGGACCGCUUCACCAGCCAGGGCAGCUACGGCGUCACAGGGAAUGUGUACAUCGACAGCGGGCGUCACUACUGGGAAGCCUUGAUAGGAGGGAGCACAUGGUUUGCUGUGGGCGUUGCUUACAGGUCAGCACCAAAACAUGAGUGGAUCGGCAAGAACUCGGCCUCGUGGGUAUUAUCUCGAUGCAACAACUCCUGGGUAGUACGUCACAACAGCAAGGAGAUGCCCAUCGAGCCGUCCCCCCACCUGCGUCGCGUGGGGGUGUUGCUGGACUACGACGCUGGCUCCCUGGCCUUCUACGAUGGCGCCGGCUCACAGCACCUGUACACGUUCGACAUCGCCUUCGCUCAGCCAGUCUGUCCCGUGUUCAACGUGUGGAACAAGUGUCUGACUGUUCUCACGGGGCUGCCCAUCCCAGACCACCUCGAGGGGACAGACUGCCAGGAUUAACAGACCAGCUAAUGGAACACAGAGACACAAAGGGAGCAGAACAGACUGACUACAGCCUCACCUGGUUGACUUUGUGUCCCACCACCUUGUAUAAAACUGUAUAAUUAAUAAUUCUGUAUAAAACAGAACAAAAGCCAUGGUGCCAGAUAAGUCUCUAAUCAUCUUAUAGAAGUAAAUACAUUUUUUGAAUUAUUUAUGGAAACCAUUUAUUGGGUAAAACAAUAUUGUCCAUUUUAUUUCUUGCUUUGCACAUUAAUAUACACUGCUAUAUUUAUGUGUGUUGGUUUUGGGAUGCGCUUAGAGAGGAAGGUGGAUAUAACGUUUUGAAAUUCAGUCAAACUUACAGUAUUUUCAUGCAGCCCUUAGAUUAGUUUAUUUCAUUCUUACACAUACAGUAGAUUGUUUACCUUUGUCCAUGGAUCCAUCGUAAGCAGCAUGUUGAUAAGUGUUUUAUGUGUAACUUGUUGAUUUUGACAUGUCAUCAUGACACCAGUUCCUCUGAUUACAGAGCAGUUCUAACAGGGGUAUUUGUCUACAGUCUUCUGUUUCAUACAGGUGCACCAAGAUCCUCUCUAUGAUUUUUCAUAUGUAUUAGGAUGAUGUUUGUGAAAAUAAACAUGUUAAGAGUUAUUUUAAGAGUUCAUUUAUAGAUUUUUUUUUUAAUUCUAUGAUGUUAAAAAGUUGAUUAAUGGUGAAAAUGUACAUUUUAAAUAAAAGCCAUUUUAAGUGAAAUUUCGAUACACAAAUAAUGUAUUAAUUGUAAUUAGAUACAUGUGCAAUCUCUGUAAAUACCUUACUGUUUUCUUCUCACAUGUUGGCUCUGUAUGUUCAUAUACAUGUACAUUUCAAUUUGAGCAAUUUGACUUUUCUCACUAGAAUACAUUCCUUGUUAAAAAUGUAAUAAGAUUACAUCAAUUAAAUGUGAAUUGUAAUGAUAA
This is a messenger RNA of Coregonus clupeaformis (lake whitefish), 3670 nucleotides long. Its product is annotated as E3 ubiquitin-protein ligase Midline-1. Bases 657 to 2732 code for a protein of 691 amino acids. The record is from RefSeq and is a predicted model, not a curated record. Gene Ontology annotation, molecular function: protein binding; zinc ion binding. Lineage: Eukaryota; Metazoa; Chordata; Actinopteri; Salmoniformes; Salmonidae. The transcript is spliced from 11 exons.